UUUGUUUAGAAUUCAAAAGCUGAGAGAGAAAGACUCUGUGAACCGCCAUGGAUUUUGAUGACGCCGAUGACAUUUUCCGAUAUGACGAAGACGACUCCGACAACGAGCUCUAUCAGGAAAAGGCAGCCACCAAGGACUUGGCAGCGUACCUCGUCGAUGCUUCUCCCAAAAUGUUCAGCACCACUUCUCCCGCCGAGAACGGGGAGGAGGUGACUGAUUUUCAUGUUGCUGUGAGUUGUAUUUCGGAGUCGCUGAGGAAACAGAUCAUAAGUUCGUCGUAUGAUGAAGUUGCUGUAUGCUUCUUUAAUACUAGGGAAAAGAGAAAUCUGCAAGACUUAAAUGGUGUGUAUGUAUUUGAUGUUGCUGAGCGAGAUAAUCUGGACAGGCCAACAGCAAGGCUGGUAAAAGAGUUUAGUAAUGUAGAAGAGUCAUUCACGAGCAAAGUUGGGAGUCAGUAUGGUAUUAACUCCGGGUCACGAGAAAAUUCUCUUUAUAAUGCCCUUUGGGUAGCCCAAGCACUGUUGCGUAAAGGCUCUGUGAGGACAGCCGAUAAGCGUGUUCUUUUAUUUACAAAUGAGGAUGAUCCAUUUGGCAACAUUAAAGGAAUCACAAAGACAGACAUGAUGAGAACCACAUCGAAGCGGGCUAAAGAUGCACAAGAUCUUGGCAUUUCAUUUGAACUUCUUCCAUUGUGUCACCCUGAUAAUGAAUUCAAUGUUUUGACUUUCUACUCUGAUUUAGUUGGACUCACAGGCGAUGAACUUGCUCAAUUCAUGCCAAAAGUGGGAGAAAAAUUGGAAGACAUGAAGGAUCAACUAAGAAGGCGAAUGUUCAAGAAAUGCAUUAUUAGAAAAAUCACUUUCUCAAUUGCCAGUGGGCUUUCAAUUCAACUCAGUUCAUAUGCUCUAAUUCGUCCCACUAAUCCAGGAGCAAUCUUCUGGCUUGAUUCAGUCACUAACCGUCCUUUGAAGGCCGAAAGAUCUUUUGUUUGUUUUGAUACUGGUGCACUGGUACAGGAAUCUGCAAAACGUUGUCAACCCUAUAAAAAUGAAAAUAUCAAGUUCUCAGUAGAGGAACUUUCAGAGAUCAAAAGGAUUUCUACUGGACAACUUCGACUCCUUGGCUAAGAGUAUCACAACUUGAGGCCCUCAACCUCUUUCCCUAGUGAUCAGGAAUUAAUGGGUAGCACAUGUGUUUUCAUUGCACUACAUAAAUCCAUGCUACGGCUAAAGCGUUUCGCAGUUGCAUUUCAUGGCAGUUCAUCUCCUCCUCAACUGGUUGCUCUUGUUGCUCAAGAUGAAAUAAUUAGUGCUGGUGGUCAGGUUGAGCCUCCGGGGAUGCACAUGAUAUAUCUUCCCAUUAGACACUCUGAAGAGCUUAUUAUGAGUUCAGAUGCUGCAGGGCUUCAUGCAAGUGAUGAUCAAAUUAGAGAGGCUUCUGCUUUAAUCAACCGUCACAUAAGCUGUACUACAGUGAUACACCAAUUUUGUGACUUUAUGUAACCGAGCCAUCUGUUGCAGGCCCUUGCUCUGGACGAGGAUGAAAUACCGGAAAUUAUAGAUGAAACUUCCCCUCCUGAGGAAAGCUUCUCAAGACCAGCAGUUGUUAGAGUAAUUGAAGAGUUCAAGCAAUCCGUUUAUGGAGAAAAUUAUGACGAGAAAAGUGAAGUUGGAAACAAAGCAAAUGAGACUACCAAAACACGAAAAGCCGCUGCAGAACUUGCAGUUAAAGAGAUUUCUAAGCACGACUGGGCUGAACUUGCAGAUAACGGAAAGUUGAAGAAUUUGGCUGUCGUGGACUUGAAGUACUAUCUGACAGCAAGUAAUCUUCCAGUAGCUGGGAAGAAGGAAGCUUUGAUCAGUAGAAUAUUGACUCGUAUGGGGAAAUUACCAAGGCGGACUAUCUUAUUUUUUAACCAAGACGAGCCAUUGCCAUGAGUGGCGUGCCUAGGUAUUUAUGUACAUAUCGUCGGUGAAUUUGGUUUCUAAAAGUGAAGGAUACAUUUCGAGGUGAUGGCAAUAUCUCACUAGUCAAUAGUUUAGAACACAGCAGAACAUAAUGCAGAUUUGAUGUAUGCGUUAUUGCGUUUAUGUAUGACAGACAGUUCAGUUUCACCUUCUGAUUGCAUGCAUGCGUGGAAGAACAAACGAGUCAAUCAAUCGUG
Molecule: messenger RNA, 2164 nt
Organism: Argentina anserina (silverweed cinquefoil)
Lineage: Eukaryota; Viridiplantae; Streptophyta; Magnoliopsida; Rosales; Rosaceae
Product: ATP-dependent DNA helicase 2 subunit KU70
Biological process (GO): double-strand break repair via nonhomologous end joining; telomere maintenance
Cellular component (GO): nucleus; Ku70:Ku80 complex
Molecular function (GO): double-stranded DNA binding; DNA helicase activity; damaged DNA binding
Source: RefSeq, a predicted model, not a curated record